Zychaea mexicana is the source of this 1041-nucleotide messenger RNA. Its product is annotated as NAD(P)-binding protein. The record is from RefSeq and is a predicted model, not a curated record. The transcript has 5 exons. Bases 1 to 1041 code for a protein of 346 amino acids. Lineage: Eukaryota; Fungi; Mucoromycota; Mucoromycetes; Mucorales; Lichtheimiaceae.
AUGGGAGGAAGAGUAGCAAUUGUAUUCGGCGCCAACGGCAUCAGCGGCGUUGCUCUACUGACACAACUUAUUCAAGCUCCUGCAAGCGAAUGGAGCAAAAUCAUUGCAAUCUCGCGUCGUCCUCCUCAGCUCGAAUUCGAUGAUCCCCGUGUCGUCUUUGCCUCGGUCGACAUUCUCAAAGUGUCCGUGCAAGAGUUCGCCAAAAUCUUGACCGACCACGGUGCAAAGGAAGCGCAACACGCGUUCCAUUACACCUAUAUUGAAAAGCCUACGGAUCAAGAACUUGUAGAUGUGAAUACGGAACUAUUGUCCAAGGCUUUGAACGCGAUCGCUGCAGUUAACCCGCCUCGUUUUGAAACAUUUGUCCUGCAGACCGGCUACAAGUAUUAUGGUAAUGUUCAUGGACCGCCGUAUUUGGCCAAGAAACCCUUCCUAGAAGACGCGCCUCGUUCAGACGUUGCGUCAAACUUUUAUUAUCCCCAAGAAGAUUUGACGAAAUCGAUUUGUCAAGAGCAUGAGUGGCGUUGGAUCAUUUCGCGGCCCAAUACGAUUUUGGGUGUCAGUAAAGGGAACUUUAUGAAUUUUGCUGUAUCGUUGGCGAUAUAUGCAUCUUUGCAGAAAUCGUUAGGCAGAAAAUUGGGAUUUCCGGGUUGCAAAGAGCAGUGGAACGCAAAGAAUGAUUUUUCCACAGCAACAAACAAUGCUGAUUUUCAAGUGUGGGCAUCACUAAACAAGCAAGCAGGAAACAAUGCAUUCAACACUGCAGAUGGCCCUAAGACUCAAACACGCGAUUUGUGGCACAAAAUUGCAGAGUACUUUGGCCUUGAAGUAGUGGCUGAUGAUGAAGUCCAUAAUCUGGAUAUCAAAGCAUUCGAUUAUGCUACUUGGGCCUUUGUUGAUACUAUGAUGGCACGCGGCUGGGAAGAUGAUGGCUCUCAUGACAAGAUGCGCAAAUUCGGUUGGAACAAGACUGUGGAUAGCAUCCAGAGCUUUUACAACAUUUUUGACAAACUGAAGGAAAUGAAUAUUAUCCCUAAGUAA